UUCCCACGUGUUGAUCUGUCACAGAUGUCACUAUGUCACAGAUGUCACUAUUGUCUGUCAAAAUCUAGACUGGCUUGACUCCGUCAGUUGUCAAAGUUGCUCUUUUCCGAUACGAUUCCGCAAUGGGUAUCAGUAGGGAUCAUUGGCAUAAAAGGAGGGCCACUGGUGGCAAGAGGAAGCCCCUCCGUAAGAAGAGGAAGUUCGAAUUAGGUCGUCCCGCGGCCAACACAAAACUCGGAGCUCGCAGAGUACAUUAUGUACGUACCAGGGGUGGAAACUUGAAAUACAGAGCCCUACGUUUGGACACCGGUAACUUUGCAUGGGGUAGCGAAGGAACCGCGAGGAAAACCCGUAUUAUUGAUGUAGUUUACAAUGCUAGCAACAAUGAAUUGGUUCGUACCAAAACUUUGGUAAAGAAUGCUAUUGUUGUGGUUGAUGCUACCCCAUUCAGGCAAUGGUACGAAAACCAUUACAUUUUACCUUUAGGACGUAAGAAGGGAGCUAAGUUGACUGCAGAAGAAGAAGCCCUUUUAAACAAAAAGAGGAGUAAGAAGGUCCAAAAGAAAUAUGAAAACAGGCAAAAAUUGGCAAAGGUUGAACCUGCCAUUGAAGAACAGUUCCAGACUGGUAGAUUAUUAGCCUGUUUGGCUUCAAGGCCUGGACAAUGCGGCAGAGCUGAUGGUUAUAUCUUAGAAGGUAAAGAGUUGGAGUUCUACAUGAGGAAGAUUAAGUCUAAGAAAGCAAAGUAAUCUAAUGUAAAUAAGUACAAAUAUAUGUUUGUACUGUA
This is a messenger RNA of Anthonomus grandis grandis, 787 nucleotides long. RefSeq names its product 40S ribosomal protein S8 (gene RpS8). Gene Ontology annotation, molecular function: structural constituent of ribosome. The coding region runs from base 123 to 749 and encodes 208 amino acids. The record is from RefSeq and is a predicted model, not a curated record. Gene Ontology annotation, biological process: translation; maturation of SSU-rRNA from tricistronic rRNA transcript (SSU-rRNA, 5.8S rRNA, LSU-rRNA). The transcript is spliced from 4 exons. Lineage: Eukaryota; Metazoa; Arthropoda; Insecta; Coleoptera; Curculionidae. Gene Ontology annotation, cellular component: cytosolic small ribosomal subunit; ribosome.